GAAUUAUGGCGGCUGCCUGGCCAGGCACAGGCCCACCCCUCCCCCGGCCCACGAACUUGACCCCACAGCACACAGCCCGUUCGUCCCCAGGCCACAGCCUUCCACCCAGGCAGUGGUCAGGCAGAGACAGCCCGCACCACGGCCAGAGCCCUCUCAGGCAUUUCUACCCUCCCUUCAUCUCUUUGCACUUGGUGACAAAUGCAAAAGAAUGGGGACCACGUGCCCCAGAGACGGGCACCCACAUCAGGAGCUAUUCCUGAGGCCAGAAUCCGAGUCACCUCCCCUGUUACCACGUCCCUAAGACGACUGUCCACUGGCUGAGAGCCCACCCCUCCCCACACACCACAUCCACCUGCCUCAGCUCCAGCCUGGCCUGAUGGCCCCACGCCCACGCAGCAGACUCGCUCAGGACCCAACACACAGGGGCACAUUUACGAGCUGGGUGGCAUCUUCUGGGAAAAUAAACAAGCCGUAAUGAGGGGUCCCUGAAAACUAGCUCUAAACACCAACAAGGAAGGGGAAAUGUCCUGAGCCUCUGCUGGGAAAACACACAACACAGAGGGCUAUAAAAGUGAGCCCGAACAGCUGGCACGCACACCCGCACUCACACACACACUCACACACCCACACCCACUCCCUCCUGCAGCCCCACCGCCCCCGCCAUGGCCGCGUCCACCCUGUCCGUCCGCUCCAGCGACCUGAGCUAUGGCAGCCGCGUCUGCCUGCCCGGAUCCUCGGACUCCUGCCCCGACUCCUCCUGGCAGGUGGACGACUGCCCAGAGAGCUGCUGCGAGCCCCCGUGCUGCGCCCCGGCCCCCCGCCUGACCCUCCUGUGCGGCCCCUCCUCCCCCUGCCAGGGAGACUGCUGCACCCCUGCGUGCUGCAAGCCCGUGUGCUGCACCCCUGUGUGCUGCAAGCCCGUGUGCUGCACCCCUGUGUGCUGCAAGCCCGUGUGCUGCACCCCUGUGUGCUGUAAGCCCGUGUGCUGCACCCCUGUCUGCUGCCAGGACUCCCCCUGCUCAGCCCCCUCCUGCUGCCAGCCCAGCCCCUGCUGCAGACCCUCCUCCUGCGUGUCCCUGCUCUGCCGUCCCGUGUGCAGGCCCGCCUGCUGCACCCCUGUGUGCUGUAAGCCCGUGUGCUGCACCCCUGUCUGCUGCCAGGACUCCCCCUGCACAACCUCUUCAUGCUGCCAGCCGUCCUGCUGCACCUCCUCCCCCUGCCAGGAAGACUGCUGCACCCCUGUGUGCUGCAAGCCCGUCUGCUGCACCCCUGUCUGCUGCAAGCCCGUCUGCUACACCCCUGUGUGCUGUGAGGACUCCCCCUGCUCAGCCUCCUCCUGCUGCCAGCCCAGCCCCUGCUGCAGACCCUCCUCCUGCGUGUCCCUGCUCUGCCGCCCCGCGUGCCCCCGCCCCGCCUGCUGCACCCCUGCCUCCUCCUGCUGCCGCCCGGCCUCCUGCGUGUCCCUGCUCUGCCGCCCCGUGUGCCCCCGCCCUGCCUGCUGAGGCCACCAUUCUGAUGGGCACGUCCCCCCAGGGCCAGCUGAGCACUCUGGGGAACCCCGGCUCUUCCCUGCCUCCUUCAGGAUCUAACCCAGCGCAAUCUCGGGCACACAGGUCAGCGUGAAUGUUCACCAUCUUCGGAGCCUAAUAACCAGGGCCGAGCCGGUUCACAGCCUCACAUCACGACCAGAUGAACCGGAGACAGCCCUCCCCUGUUACUGAAAGGCCCCCAGGCUGUUUCUGGCAACCACGGCCCCCAGCUCUGCAGUCUUACUGGGGCUCCCGGCCCUAGAAGCUGUCUGCCUCCUCCCAAGCACACAUCUGGAGCUAAGCGAAUAAACCUGCAGUCCUGGCCUCCACUGGCCCUCUCUCCCAGCCUCCGGGCUAACGGAACCCCGACUUUAGCAAUCCUGCCGAUGAGCCACAUCUUGGGAACACUUUCAAUGGCAGUGAGUUCUGAGGCCCACGCUGGUGGUCACCAACUGCACCUCCAGGCGGCUCCGGGUGGCUGGACAGAAGGUUCGGGCCUCAGGUGGCCACAGCCACCCGGACAGCGGGCCCCUUGGCAAGAAGGCCCCAUUGCUUUCUUGAGCGGGGAGGCCUCGCUCUCCCCGGUCAGUCCAGCAUCAGGAUGCAGGGCCCAAGGUGGUUUCUGGGCUGGGAGGCAGGCGGGGCCGGGCCUUCCAGGGAGACAGCUAAAGGGGGCAUUGCCUUCUGAGUCUCUCUCUCUCCAUCUGCCCUUGAACUUCAGUGUUUUAUUCAAAUGUCCCCCCGCCUCUGCCUGCACAUGCCAAUGUGCCAUGCCGUCCCCGGCCGCACACCCCGCCCGGUGUGACAGAGGUCAAGAGGAAGACCCCAGAGGCUAAGCCACUUUGAGUUCCAACACCCUGGCAUCUGAGGCCCAGGGGUGCUGCCUUCCAGGGCACUUCCCUCGAGGCUGUCUGGAUGGGGCCCCCACGUUUCCCAGGGUUCCCCAUAGCAGGCCUCAGUCCCAGACAGGGUCACUUCCUCACGGUCCGUGAGUUCGAGCCCCGCGUCGGGCUCUGUGCUGCCAGCUCGGAGCCUGGAGCCUGCUUCGGAUUCUGUGUCUCCCUCUCUCUCUGCCCCUCCCCUGCUCGUGCUGUCUCUCUCUCUCUCUCUCUCUCUCUCUCUCUCUCAAAAAUA
Messenger RNA from Neofelis nebulosa (Clouded leopard), 2663 nucleotides. Its product is annotated as keratin-associated protein 10-7-like. Gene Ontology annotation, cellular component: keratin filament. The coding region runs from base 663 to 1502 and encodes 279 amino acids. Lineage: Eukaryota; Metazoa; Chordata; Mammalia; Carnivora; Felidae. The record is from RefSeq and is a predicted model, not a curated record. The transcript has a single exon.